AUAGUACAAGUUCUUCUCUUUAAUUCUGGGAAUUGUUUUCCUCUGCGAUUGAAGCAUUCAACGACGAUGAUGCACAUGACCUUUUACUGGAGCCGGCAGGUGACUCUCUUGUUCAGUUCAUGGCGGACCGAUUCGUGGCCGAGUUACUUGUUGACUCUCCUAGCUUGUGUUCUGGCUUCCGUUUUCUACCAGUACCUGGAGCACGCGAGGUACAUCGUGAGGCACGGCGGGAAUCCGGCGGCGGAAGAGCCGUUGUUGUCGAACCGGUCCGGAGUAGGUAAGCGGUCGGGGAGGAAGAUCGCCGACGGGUUGCUGUUCGGGUUGAGCUCGGGUUUGGGGUAUCUCUUGAUGCUGGAGAUCAUGUCGUUCAACGGAGGCGUGUUCGUGGCCGUCGUUUUGGGGUUGUCGAUUGGGUAUUUAGGGUUUCGGAGCGACGACGACGACGGAAUCGGCGGCGUUAACAGCACUUGUGCCUGUGCCUGAUUACAAUGGAUGAAAUUAAAUUUGAUUUGGGAUUUGGGAGUUAGGAUUUGAAUGAUCAUUUAUGUAAACUUGUGUAAUUAUAACGAUGUUAAAUAUUUGAGAAUUAUCAUUAAAUAAA
Messenger RNA from Hibiscus syriacus, 601 nucleotides. Its product is annotated as copper transporter 5.1-like. NCBI's taxonomy places the organism in Eukaryota, Viridiplantae, Streptophyta, Magnoliopsida, Malvales, Malvaceae. Bases 67 to 483 code for a protein of 138 amino acids. Gene Ontology annotation, cellular component: plasma membrane. The transcript has a single exon. Gene Ontology annotation, biological process: intracellular copper ion homeostasis; copper ion transmembrane transport. The record is from RefSeq and is a predicted model, not a curated record. Gene Ontology annotation, molecular function: copper ion transmembrane transporter activity.